Messenger RNA from Rhipicephalus microplus (southern cattle tick), 1101 nucleotides. RefSeq names its product zinc finger HIT domain-containing protein 1. The record is from RefSeq and is a predicted model, not a curated record. NCBI's taxonomy places the organism in Eukaryota, Metazoa, Arthropoda, Arachnida, Ixodida, Ixodidae. Gene Ontology annotation, biological process: chromatin remodeling.
AGAGCCACCUUGAAGCGGUCGGUUUUCACACCUGCCAAUUCUAGCUACCCUAACAGUGGCCAAGGCAGCCCAAGUUCUUCUGCAAGCAGUUGGUGUUUUUCUGACUCAGCUCUCGAACGCUGUGAAUUCGGCAGCCCGUGGCCGCCCUAAGGGGUGUUUGUACCAAGGCAGCCCAAGUUCUUUGGCAAGUAGUUGGUGUUCUCUGACUCAGCUCUCGAAAGCUGUGAAUUCGGCAGCCCGUGGCCGCACUAAAGGGUGUUUGUACCACGCAAUGGCCAAGCGGAAACUGUUCGAGGAAGGACGGUCGAAUAAAUCAAGUGGAUCUUUCUACCAGUUCAACUGUGCGGCGGAGAAACGCGAGUCGGGCCGAGUAAAAGAGAUGCGCCGUGUGCUCGACCCUGCUGCUCGGAUGCGCCGUCAGAGGAAAGCUGUGGACAAUCUGGAACACGACAACUUCCACGACGACCCCCAUGCCAAUCUGGUGAUGCAUAAAAAGGCACCCAAGUUCGAAGAAACUUUGGAAGCCAAGCGCAAACGCAGAAGCAAAGGUGAGCCCUUUAAGGCGCGCUUUAAAAGGAAUUUAUAUGCCCUCUUGGAAGAGCAUCAAACGAGCAAUCCGGAGCCGCCAAAUUACAGUCAUGCGAAUGUACCGCCGUCAAAGUUGCCACCGCGGCACUUCUGUGCCGUUUGCGGCUUUCAGUCAAACUACACCUGCGUUUCCUGCGGGUCGAGGUACUGUUCGGUCAAGUGCCUCGGUGUGCACCGUGACACCCGCUGCCUGAAAUGGACAGUCUAACACCCGUGUGCAGCAGCAAGUGGUUUCCUCCCCCAGCGCAUACAAGCCAGCCGAUGGAGAAAGAAACCGUCAUGAAUGAUUGGCAUGCUUACGUGAUCUGCUGCAAGAAUGCACAUCCCACGCAAUACAUGUUUGUGACUGCAUUCACAGGCAAAAUUCUGUCGCGACCCUGUAAUGUGGUGCGCCGACAAGUGUGAAAUUUUGAAUGUCCGUGUGCCUCCUUACCUCAGUCAUGCCACACAUGUAUGAUGUAUGUGAAACAGCAACUUCAAUGAAAUUAAACGUCAUUUUCACCAUUACAACAA